Messenger RNA from Stylophora pistillata, 2477 nucleotides. RefSeq lists its product as uncharacterized. The record is from RefSeq and is a predicted model, not a curated record. Lineage: Eukaryota; Metazoa; Cnidaria; Anthozoa; Scleractinia; Pocilloporidae.
GCUCGAGGCCAAUAUACACGCGGCUGAAUUUUAAUAAGAUACGUCGUACAGCGGAACUCUUAAUUUCACGAGUGGCAUUUUAAUUUAAGCGAAUUUUCCACGGAAACUUUGCACAGAAAUGGCCAACUGUCCUGCUAUGCAGGUUGACGAAGACUCUCCAGCUGUACCGAUGUCAAGCAGGGAAGCCGAGGCAGUCCAUGAGUAUGGGAAAACGUACGCACGGAAAUAUUCUGACUUCAGGGAUGAUCAAGCCACUGUUUGGACAAGCAUGUACGAGAAGAACCUUGGGAGGAAAGUCAGCCGCUUGCCGCCAUGGGAAGUCUCUGAGACAGGUCGAAAAGAGAGUGGCGAGAGGCAUUUCGGCGACCCGACCAAGAAAGACUUCGCUUCGGUUAUGCUGGAGAGAGCGGCAGAGGCCGGUGCUCUGAGCCACAAGACACAUUUUGAGACUGCGGAGCAUCGGCGGGAGAGGAGAAAAGUAAAAAAAGCAAGAAGUGAGAGCGAAUCGAGCAAGGAAGGAGGGGAAGGGAAAAAAGACAAAGAGAGGAACGCACGGACGUCCUCGCUUUGCGAGUAUGAUGAUGUAAACGCUGAAAACACCACCGGAAAAGAGUAGCUGAACCUGAACCAUGAACAAAAUACACACAAAUCUCUUAGGUUCUCUCUGCUGUCCUUGAACUCGGAAAUUAAGGUAUUUGAGCUUGAUUAAAGCUGCCACAAAUGCUUGAUUUUGCUCGCUGAAUGCACACGACUGAAUAUGGAAUUUUAUUCAGACGAGAGCUAAUUGAAAGUGUGUUAAUUCAUGAACGUUUCAUCGCGAAUGCCAGGUGGGAGAAUCGAUUUCAUCGGCUGCUCGAGAAAUCGCGUCAAGUUUAUAAUCGUGUUUAAAUUGGCAACGCUGUGAGUCUUCAUUCAAUGUACAUUUUUAUAACUAAAUAAUAGCGUUUUCAUAGAUGUAGAUUUUAGUUAGUUGAUUUGAAGAAAGUGUUAUUCAUUUCUUGAUAAGUUGCUGUAUUUAAUUAAACCUAAUGGAUAGUUACAUCUACUUCACGUCGCGUGUAAAACAGUCGAAGUGACCUUUAUGACGAGACAAAAGCUUUCAAAGUACAAAGCAAACACCUGCAGAAUUUUUAUAUUUGAGCGAAGGAAAAAGUUUUCUUUCUUAAAUACCUCAUCGACCUCAUUGUGAAUUUAUUUGUCAAUAUUUCCGUAGCGUGACUGCAGUGUGUUAUUUCGCCUCCAUGAGCAACAGCUUCAGUAUUAAGCGGCGUUCAUUGAAUGAGUCAGAAUAUGAUAAGACUAUUCCGAUUUUCGCGACAAACCUUGUGAAUGGAAGUAUUAGUUGUAAAUUGAUUGGACAUAUUAGAGCUGUAUAAUUAGAAGCUGUUCUGAGUUCGUUCAUUGCUUUCAAAGCUCGGCUAUUCCGUGAUCCUGCGAUUGCUCCAGUUUCCACUGAAACUUAUCGCGGUUUUCUGUCAAAACUCUUGGCUCAAAAGCGCGCGAAGGUAUCCCAAUAAAUUAAGCUGGUUGACUCAAUUACAAUUUUAUAAGACUCUGCUUGUCGCUCACAAAUACAACAGUUCCUGAACUUCGCCGUUGUUGCCUAGAUUUAGGAAAGGUUUUAUUUCAAAUGUAACGAAAAGCUCUGUUUCACGGAAAGCAUUUACUAUUAGUCUUGAAAGCUUCCUAAACGGAGCUUCGACGCACGUGAGUACUGAGACUUUUCAAGGCUUGUUGCGACACGCUGUGAACCGAUGGACUUGUAAUGAUCGCAGGGCCGUGCGAACCACUAAAAAAAUACUCGUUAUCCCUUAUUUACUCGUACUUAGUUUUAUCAAGGGCUCGUUUUUUAUUUCAAACAAUAUUCGAAAUAAUAUUGCCUAAGGGGUGCGUUUGGCAAACAACAUGUAAGUGCCUUUAAGUUUAAUUAUGCACAAGCUAAGUGAAGGUCAAGAGAGGUCCAACCUUUAUUACGAGAUUCAUUAAAUCUGUUAAUUACCUUAACUUCCUAUCAAAACGUGAAGUCUUUGCUUCGUGUUGUUAUAUUCUGGAAGAAAAAACUGACAAAUUGCAUAAACAGGAUGUGGUAUCGAAGUCAAGAAAGUUCGCAAUUCAAUUGCCAUCUUAUUUUUAGCCGUUCAUGCGAGAUCGAUUAAGCAGGAGGUCAAAUUCACCGGAGACUAGACACUUCCUGUUCCUCUGCAACUCCACCAAAAGUCACCUUUGAUCGAAAAAACCUAAACCAAUCUACAACGAACAUUGCACAGACCGUCAUAAGACCUUAGAUAGUGAAGACUGUCUCUCUUCAGUGUACGUUCGAAGUAACAGUAAUGCUCUUACUAAUCACUUUUCAGCCAUUAUCAUUGUUUGGUGAACACGGAGCAUGAACUUUAGAUUCUGAAACACACUUGUGAUCUGACCUUUAGAAGGAUUACAGCCGGACUGCGGACUAGUUUGAUUAAAGUAUUGAAACACCG